AUUGUUUUACCACCAUAACAAAGAACCCCAUUCUGCACAGGCUAAUUAAAAUGAAGCAUGUUUCCUUGCUGUGUGAAUGAACCCACACAACUCACGCAUGAAUUUGAGAAGCAGUGUUGCAGGCACUCAUGGUACAUGCGAAUGUAGCACUUAAAAGUCUGUCAUGUCAAUUAGUCCUCAUUUGGACAGAUGAAAUGAGUACUUAUGCUUCUGGAAAACUAUCAGGGUUUUCUUUAAACCCUGCCAUCUGAAAUCCCAAGAAUAAAUCAACUAUACUGAUGUCAUCGAGAAUCAACCUUAUCUAUUUCUUUGCUGUUCAUGUAGCUGAUUGCUAUAUUGGUCAGGUUGAUGACCAGUGAUAAAUCUUUCUGGACUCGGAUCAUAUUGCUCCCACUGUUCUUUGUGUGGGGCUGAGUUGCCAGACCAGUUAGCAAGGUGAAAGUUGUUCCUUGUUGAGGCAAUCUGGCCUGGAUGCGUUGACUGGAGUUGUUUUAUUGAUAGCAAGGGGAUAGCCAGAAGAAGAUUACCAUUUUAGGAUGUGUUCAGAGGUUGCUUGUUGUCGUAGUGUUGCAGCAAUUGCAGAUGUCCAGGACUAUGAGCUGCAAAAGAAGAUUGACCUAGAGAUCAAGAUGAGGGAAGGGACCAAGAAGCUCCUAGCGGCCUGUAACCGGGAGCUGCAGCUACUGGAGGCCUCCAAGGCCCUGCUGGUGUCCAAUGCCAGGGUCCUGGCCUACAUGUCAGAGCUACAGGAACGCAAGACGGCACAGUAUCUGGAGAAGAAAGGGUCAUCUGCGGCAUCACAUGGCUCAGAGAGGAGUGGAAGCACUCAGAACGGGAGUGAGUGUGGGAGCAGGCCAGCUUGUAAAGGAAAGGUGGCUGUCUCAGACAUCAGGAUUCCACUCUUCUGGAAAGACGUCGACCACAUAAAAAACAGAGGAGACCAUCACCGGUAUGCCGUGUUCUGCCUCCUCAAGAUUGGUUCAGACAUCAACAGCACCCAGUUGGUAACCAACGUGGACCGAACAGCAACAGACGUGAAUUUUGAAGACUCGUUCAUUUUUGAAAAUGUAUCCCCAGACUUCCAGUUUACCAUUGAAGUUUAUUCCUACAAUCUCCAUGAUGACAUGACGAUAGCGAGCACGCCCCAAAAACUGCGGCGGAAAAUCAACUCGUUCUCCAACAGUGUCGGCAAAACAGUGGGGCGAAGACUACAAGCAAGCAUGUCAGCAGGGUCCAAUGAGGAAUCCCUGAAUCCAUCAGAGAUGCCAGGUACUCCGAGGUUCCACCUCGUCGCCUGCUCUAACCUCACGGUCAACGACGUCAACCCAGUCACCAAGACCCAUGACUUGAGCCUGGAAACUGAUGACAAUGCUCGUCCCCAUUGCCUUCCUCUGUUUGGUAAUGUUUGCUGUCGCCUGGCUGCCCAGCCCAAUUGCAUGGCACAGAGUCUGUCCCAGGGAAUUCUUCAUUUACAGGAGAGACAGGCUGGUCUUCCGAGUUGGCGGCGCAAUCUCUGGGGAGUCCUGCAGGACGGACACCUCAAACUCUGGGACAAGGCAGAGGAAGUGUCAAUCAGCGCUGUUCCCAUUUUAACAGUUCCAGUCUCUAAGGACACAGUCGUCAGUCUUUCAUCCGAGUGCAGCGUAACCUACCCUCAUGUUUUAGCAGUCGGCGAAAGAGAGAGUGAAGAGCGCCACCACUUGGCGACAGAGAGCAAGGGCGAGCUGGAGAGGUGGUGUAGUGCGCUAGAGCAGCUAGUGGUGGAUCAAGGAGCCUGGCUGAAUGCUUGUCACACUUCAAUAGGUAUCCUCCCCUCGGAGCAUAGGAGGCCCUCUGUGGAAUCUGAUCGCACAGGCUCCCUCUAUGAUGAAAUGUCAAUAAGUGCAGACUUACCGAGCCAAGACGAGUCUGAUGAUGAGAAUGUGUUUGUAGACUCACCAGCAACAAAUCUCAGACCAAGGCCGCAGCUGACCAAAGUAAAACCAUUCAAGAAACCCAUAUUUACAAUUCCAAAAAUCCUGGUGCGAAGGGAGACUAAUGUUUGAGGGAUUCUCUUGUUUGUCAAAAAUGAGUUUACAGAAAGAGAAGGUAAAAACGGAGGUAAUAUGAAGAAUUUUUUGGGGGGAAAAAAAAACAGAUGUUGUGUGAAAACGGGUACAAGUCUGGUGUGGGGAAUAAAAUAAUUCUUUUUGUGUUUAAAGGAAAUGGUUAUUAUGUCAUGUUCGUCAAUUAAGUUCUUAAAAAAGACAAUUAAUCAAUCAAUCUUUUUCCUUUAAAAAAACAUGGAAAUGAUAGUUAAACAAAAUGUAUAUUUGGGCAUAAGGCCACCCUAGCGGAAAUCCAUAGGUAUUUAUGGAAAAGAACUUAAACAGUCAAGUAAGUAAGUGGACUUGCACAUGAUUUUUGUGUUACCAGCACGUGAAAUCUGGCUUCUGAAAAGGUGUAGUUUUCCUGUUUUGUGAAUCAGCCAGGAGUCAAACAUAUUUUAUUCUAAACUGUUAUUAUUUCAAACCUGUGUGUUUUGAAGGACUAGUACGAUUCCUCUCAGAGGGCUCGGGGAGGGGGAUGCACCUUUGUUUGAAGGGGCACCUACCCGCGAUUUAUUUUCCCAAACAACAUUUAUAUUAGCAAAUGGGGUGUACGCUAUGAGGUAUUGGACUUGACUUCCCUAAAAACAUUUUAAAAAAUACAUAAAAGAAUAAAAGAAAUGAAUUUGAACCUUGAAAUUCGGACUUUAUUUCCCUUUAAAAAAAAAAAUCCUCCGAAGCCGCAAAUUAGAAAAGAAAUUUUUUUAAAACUGUGGUUUUGAACUCACACCCUCAUAUGAUCUCAAAACCAUGGCUUUAUCCAGCUGAGCUGUCGGAUAGCUCAACAGCAUACCAUAAUUCAUGGCAUUAUAUACCUGCGUACGUAUAUAAGGUAUUGUAGCUGGAGCUCACCAACCAUCCAUUCAAUGUUGUUUGGAGAAAAAAUAAUUGGCCACCUGCCCCCACCUAGCCCCCACCCGAUGAAGGAUUGUACACUACUUGCCUUGAAAAGGAAACUGACUGUGGACUCAGUUGGCAAUUUGAUGGCAAGGAUCAUUUCAUAAAGAAAAGGGUUGUGAUGAAAUUCCCAUCCUAAUUGACUGUCUUGUUCUGUCAGUAAAGUAAUGGAUUUGUAUGUCAUGUUGAGUAUAUGUGAUUGUGAACUUCACUAUCCAAUGACUGCAGAGUCUGGCAAGUCUUAAAAGUUUUGUUAUUUUGUUAAAAUGUACAAUAGUAGAUUCUAUCCCGACAAAUUGUAUGGAGUGGAUUAUUUUAAGCCUACAAGGUUGCCUACUUGCCUUUCAUAUUAUUUUUCUCAUAGAUUUUUCAACUUUGGGUUCUUAUAUUUAAUUUCUUUGACCCCAAAAGAAAUUGUUUUUAUUGAACAUAUUUUUAUGUAGUCCUGAAAAAAGUGCAUGUUUAGAGUAUUCUAGACCCUCAACUAAGUCUGUCUUUUUGUAUUUGAAUUUUACUGAGGUUAUGAAGACUUUUUUUUAUACAGAGGCCGAGUUUAUACGACCAUUGAACUCCUUUUAUUCCUAUGGACUACUCGCUUACCAUAAAAACAGUUAAAAAGAGAAAUAGGAUUGAUCGUUUUCCAUUAUUUUACUAAUAAUAAAAUAUAAUACACUUAUAAUACAUUUUAAUUGUUACAGACAAUGUACCUAAAUAGGACUUUUUUAUAACAAUUAACUUGGUAUGGAAAAUUAUUCUUGACGGGUUAUGUCCCGUUGAUAAACACAUUUCUUGUUUGAAUGGAUUUAAAAACAAAAAAGAAGUAAUCUUAAGGUAAUUUUGUUUUUAAGACGUCAAAGUUGAAGAAAAAUAAUGUUGUUUUUGUUUUAAGAGAACUAUGCAUUGAAAAAAAAUAUUUUCUUAUCCUAGCAUGUUUUAUAAGUCUGUUAAUUGAAUCAUUUUGUUUCAAAGAAGUUACUUUACUUAUCUCAGCUAUAAUCUCUAAUAUGACCUCCCAAAAAUGCGUUUUAAUGAGUAUCGAAACAGAGUUAAUUAGUAAAGUUAUUCACAUUAUUUGAAAAUUGACAAUAUUGCAUUUUAGGAAGAUUCAUGGAAAAAGUGGAACCUCAAUUUGGUAAGGAAAAAAACAUUAUUUAUUACAAAAUAUUUAACUUUGUACAAAACGUAAAAUUGUUCGUGUCAUUAACAUGGAAGAAGUGAUGUAUGUUUAAAUUGAUGCUUAAAGUUGCACCACCCAUGAUAAUUAACAUUUUUAAUUUUUUUUUCUCAUAAACUUUUUUUAAUUUAAAAAACAGAAAAAAAACCUACAUUUUUCCAUUUUGGACAUUAUCAACCCUGGGAUUGCUUUUGCGCCCACAACACACAAAAGAUAUGCCUGAUUUAUCUUGUUUUCCUUGAAAAGUUUAUUUGUUCAUAUACAUUGUGAUUUGUUUCUCAUUCUAUACAAUUCCAUUACAAUUGUAUCAUACAUGUUGUAAUUACAAUUAUAUAAUCAGAAGUUGUAUAAUCAAAUUGCAUGUUAAUCAAACAACGGCUUGUAGUAGAAUUACUGAGGUAUUAAAUGCAAUUAUGCAUUUAUUUCAUUUA
Molecule: messenger RNA, 4589 nt
Organism: Patiria miniata (bat star)
Lineage: Eukaryota; Metazoa; Echinodermata; Asteroidea; Valvatida; Asterinidae
Product: rhotekin-like
Exons: 11
Coding region: 537-2045 (502 amino acids)
Biological process (GO): septin ring organization; mitotic cytokinesis; signal transduction
Cellular component (GO): actomyosin contractile ring
Source: RefSeq, a predicted model, not a curated record